Messenger RNA from Ectocarpus siliculosus, 4532 nucleotides. Lineage: Eukaryota; Phaeophyceae; Ectocarpales; Ectocarpaceae. The record is from the annotation of a GenBank genome assembly.
AUGUCCGCCCCCGAAACCGGUGACGCAUCUGUUCCCGACACGGCGGGAGGAGGGGGCGGGGUCGUCCCCCCGCCGGACACGGCUGCGGAUUCUGCAGAACCCCCCGUUGACGGGGGUGUUCCAAUAACCGCGUCGUCUUCGGGAGUGCCGGCAGACGUGGAGAGCAACGACCUCGGGAGCACCCCCGACGCUUCUUCUUCCGCUACCGGUACCGCGCCCGCCUCCGUAUCGGGCUUGCCGGCCGAUGAUGCUGGUGUACCACCGGCCGACGUCGUCGUCCCGACUGCAGAUAACGAGAUCUCGGCGUCGGUCGGCGGUGCUGACGGAUCUUCGGCCGCCUCCGCCGCCGCCGCCGCCGCUGCCGACAGCGUGGUUUUGGGGGGCCCGCCACCUGCUGCGGAGGUACCGUUUUCCGGGGACACCCCCCCGCUCAGCGUCGCUAUCCCGGAGAAGGGGGUCGCGGAGGGUGGCGGCGGCGGCGGCGGCGGCGAUGCUUCAAUCGCCACCGCGGCGGGACUAGACUUGGGGGAUGCCGCCGCGGCUGUGUCGGGUGCUGUCAACGAUGCCGUCGGUGCUGGGCAGUCGAACGGCCAGCCAGACGAUGCCGAGCGGCAGACCCCGCUGGUGGAUGCCGGGUUGGCGGCUACGUCCGACGCCCCUUCCUCGGCGUCGAAGAAGGGCAAGAAGAGCAAGUUCGGCCUCAGGAAGCCAUCGUUCCUGAAGAGGACCAAGUCGUCAACCUCCGAGGUCCCGGCUAGCGACGCCUCGGGAGGAGUUCUAUCCUCUGCCGGCGACACGCCGCUUAGCUCCGCCUCCCUGGAAACCCCGUCGGGCUACGUCCACGCCUCCACCCCGUCAUCCUCCGCGCAGUCAGUGGUCGGCGACCCGACAACGGAAGAAGGGACUUCGACGGGCGCAUCCGCGGAGGCGAAGAAGCCCAAGAGGGGUCUGUUCGGCGGCCUGUCCCUCAAGAAGAAGUCUUCGAGCAAGGGCAAGGGCAAGCUCGAGGUGCCCGAGGUGGCCUUGCCGGAUGUGCUCGCCGUCGCCGACACCGGAGGCUCACUCCCCCAAGCACCUGAGUCCGUGGCUGAGCCUAUUAGCGCUGUAGAUGUCUCGGUGCCUGACGGUGGUAGCGCGUCGCUGCCCGAGUCGAGCGGGGACCUCUCGGUGCCCGGCACUAAGGAGGCGCCAACGGACGGAGACGUGCGUGCGCCGAGGGGAGAUGUCGGCGUGCCGCUUCCCGAGGCGAGUUGUGAGCUCUCGGUGCCCGGCACUACGGAGGCGUCUAUCGGCGGAGACCUGCCCGUGCCCUUCGGUGACGUGUCUGUGCCCGAGAUGAGCGCGUCGCUGCCCGAGGAGAGCGGUGACGUCGCCGUUCCCGACCUCGUCGUUCCCGGCUCUACGGAGGGUCCUUCUGGCGUAGAUGUGCCUGUGCCUAGCGGCGACAUGGGUGUGUCGGUGCCCGAGGCGAGCGGUGACCUCUCGGUACCCGGCACUUCGGAGGCGUCCAUCGGCGGAGGCGUGCCAAUGCCUAGCGGUGACGUAUCGGUGGCGCCCGACGUCAGCGUGUCGCUUACCGAGGGGAGCGGGGACCUCUCGGUGCCCGGCACUGCGGAGGCGUCCAUUGGCGGAGACGUGCCCGUGCCCAGCGGCGACAUGAGCGCGUCGCUGCCCGAGGCGAGCGAGGAUCUCAUGGUGACCGGCACUGCGGAGGUGUCUGUCGGUGGAGAAGUGCCCGUGCCUAGCGGUGACGUCUCGGCGCCCGACAUGAACGCGUCGAUGCCCGAGGGGAGCGGUGACCUCGCAGUGCCCAGCACUACGGAGACGUUCAUCGGCGUAGACAUGCGUGUGCCUAGCGAUGACGCCUCGGUGGUGCCCGACAGCGGCGCGUCGGUGCCCAAGGCGAGCGGGGACCUCUCGGUGCCCGGCACUGCGGAGGCGUCUAUCGGUGGAGACCUGCCCGUGCCUAGCAGUGACGUAUCUGUGCUCGACACCAGCGCGUCGCUGCCCGAGGCGAGCGGGGAUCUCGCGGUGCCCGGCACUGCGGAGGCGUCCAUCGGCAGAGACGUGGCUGGCGGUGACUUCUCGGUGGUGCCCGACAUCAGCGCGUCGCUGCCCGAGGCGAGCGGGGACCUCUCGGUGCCCGGCACUAAGGAGGCGUCCAUCGGCAGAGACCUGCCCGUGCCUAGCAGCGACAUCAGCGCGUCGCUGCCCGAGGCGAGUGGCGAGCUCUCGGUGCCCGACACAAAGGAGCCGUCCAUCGGCGGAGACGUGCCCGUGCCUAGCGGCGACCUCCCGGUGCCCGACAUGAGCGCUUCGCCGCCCGAGGACAGCGGAGACUUCGUCGUUCCGGGUACCACCGCGUCGCUCACUGGCGUUUCUGGAACAACUGCGAACGAACCCGGUACGGAUUAUGCGACGGUGUCCGGCGUUCGCCCUUCGGCGUCGCCCAAGGCAAGCGGGGACCUCCCCGUCCCGGACCUGACGGACUCGUCGCCGCCACCAGGCAUUUCUGGAGACGUGGCUGCCCCUGACGCGGACCUUUCUGUGCCGCAAACGAGCGACGACGCCCAACCUUCCGCAGCGGAUGUUGCGGACCGUAGUGUCUCGGUUGUGGGCGAGGUAUCUGAGUUGGACGAUGGGGCGCCGUUGGCAGGAGAUGAAGCCGCCGCCGCCGCCGCCGCCACCGGUGCUGCUGCUACCGCCGGACUCUUUGAGCCCGAGAACGUGGAGAAGCUCGGUCCGACGUCGGCUGUGGUCGAGACGAGCGGAGACCCCGCCUUGUCCGGUGAUGACGUGCCGCCGGUGUCGGCCGUCGUCCCUGCAGAACCGAGCGCGACUAGCAUAGCCAUGGGAGACAUCCCGACGGCCGUGGGGGGAGAGGUUGCUGUUGAAUCGCCGUCCGCUGCUGCUGCCAUUGAGGAGAAGAAGGAGGAGGGGCUGGAGAAAGGCGGCCCUCCGGAGGGAUCUGCGGCGGAGGAGGGGGCGGCGGACGCUGUCAACCAACCAGUGGAGGAGCCCACGGUGUUGCCCCUUGUGGACGGCCUUCCGGAGGACGGGGCCGAAGAAGCAGAAGUCGCAGGCGUGACCACCGCCGACGGCACCCCGGCUUCAGCAGCAGCAGUCGAUAUUGUAGAAUCAGCAGAAGCAGUCGAUAAAGUAGCAGUAGGCGGCGCGGCAGACAACGUCGCGGACAACAUGGCGGCGGCGGACCAAGCAGUGGUGACGAGAGGCGGAGCGGUCACGGUCGGUGCCCUCGCAAACGAGGAGUUUUCUAUGGCGGCGGGGAAGGCCGGGCUGGAAGGGGACGACGGCAGCCUCGCCUCGUCGCGGGCGGCGGCGGCGGCGGCGGCGGCGGCGGAUGGUAGCGAGGGUGGGGUUUCCCGUCCGGCCUUGAGCGUCGACGACCCGCGCUCGACGGCGGCGGCAGCGGCUGUGGUUGUCGUUGCCGACGGUGACUCGCCGCUGCCGCUAACGGGUGCUUGCGGGGAAGGAGCCACGGCACCAGAGGCUUUCUCCGGCCGCAGCAGCGGCAGCACCGACGAGUUGCUGAUGCCGGCUGCCUCCCUGGACGAAGAAGGAGCGGGGGGGGGCGUGAACGACCCUGUACCUACCGAUGGCGAUUUCGCGGUGCCCCCCGGGGCUGCUGGCAAGGAGCGCCAGCCCCUCGCGGUGGAGGAGCAGUCGGCCGUGGCGGCGGUCCUCGAAGUGACGCACAGCUCGCCAGUGGAUGAUUGGACUUCCGCUGAUAACGCCGCCGCCUCCGUCGCCGUCGAAGUGACGAGGACUGCCCGCACUACCGUCGACGGAGGAGGAGGGGACUCGACGCCUGAGGUAAGCGUCGAGAGGAACGGCGGUGACGGGGCCGAAGAAUCAGCGGCAGCGGCGGCAGCGGCGGCUGCGGUGGCCUCGGAACGGUUGGGCAACGGCACCGGAGAGGCCUGUGUAGAGCUGGACAAAUCGAGCUCGCCGGUUGCGUCGCCACCCCAGGGGAUAGACGGUGCGGACGAGAGGGGAGACGACAUGGCGACGGGGACCGGGAUGCAGGAGGGGACCCAGGAGAGCGGGCAGGGAGCAGCCGAAAGGGAUUCGGCGAGCCCUGGAUUGCCGACCGGUUACGCGACCGGCGGCCACCCCACCGAGGAGAGCAUGCCGUCACCUUCAGCCAACCAAGUCCCGUCAACCCCGCAGGUCCGGGCAGACGUUAUUGGCGGGGGGAUCGGCGGACGGGCUCCGGCGGUACCCCCCCCGUCUGCCGGUGGAACGGUCCGAGAACCCGUCCGCCGCACCGGGACGGCGGUGCCUCCCAAUUCCGCUCGAGAAGCCGCCGCUGGUGCUGGCGAGAAAGACUGGCUGGAUGAGCUGAUCGAAAUGAUCUCCGACAAAUGUUUGACAUGUGCCGUCGAUGACGCCUCGUGAACUUAAUGUUUUAUUUGACGUUCUGCUGUGUACUGCUGCAUCGCGAGCCUCCCAGCCGUCGUAUUUCGCGCUUGUUUUUUUUUGUCUAAAAAUAUUAUCGUAGUUUAGCCCCA